Messenger RNA from Linum trigynum, 4469 nucleotides. The record is from the annotation of a GenBank genome assembly. Lineage: Eukaryota; Viridiplantae; Streptophyta; Magnoliopsida; Malpighiales; Linaceae.
CGUAUUCAUGGAGUGUACCACGAUUCAGGUGAAAUUCGUAGGUUAAAUUACCGUGAAUCAACUAGCAAAGAGUAGUCGACAAGUAUGAAUCAUCAGUAAUCGGUCUAUCGUGAUUACCCUUAUUAGCAUUUAUGAAACACUUCAAUUACUUGGAUGAAAAGUCAUGUUUUGGAUGUUAACAAUGUUUAUUAAUUUUAAACUAAGUACCCCCAUAUGAUUGUUAAUUGGAUUAAUGGAUUAGUAGUAGUGGAGUGAAUGCAAGGUAGCUUGUUGGAAGCGGAGGAGCAUAUGAUUGAGCAUUUUCUGGCUCUUUCUCCUUCCGGCGGCUAUACGUGUAGAGGAAUUAGUCACACGAUACCAAACCCCAAAUGAUUGGUGAGGAGAGAAUACAAUAAUUUAAUUAGGUUAAGGAAAGAUGAUCAGUGGAGGAUGAUUAUUAAUUAGUGUGUGAAAAUGACGAAUAAUUAGAGUGAUCGGUCGAGGGAGGAGAGUGCCGGCGCAAUUGUUGGGUCGUUGUCCAUUUUCAUUAUCCAUCAUCCAAACCCUAGAUAUAUAUAAACUUAAUUAGCAAACACCACUAAUGUGAAUGUGAAGUUGGCAUGGCGAUUGAUGAAUCAAUGCAUCCAAUGAGGGGAAUCGUAUUGUUGAGGUCAACUCAUCAAAGAGGGGCAAAGAAUUAAUGGGUUGCUCUUUCACUUGUUGUCGUUGGUCGAAUUUUUACUUAAAUAUAGAAUUUUGUCGUUGGAUAACCAUAUAAGAGAUGGAUUUGCAAAUUGAGAUAACCAACAAUGCGCAAAUGAAUAUCGAAUAUAUAUUUUAGGGUUUUGAAUUUCACUCAUAUUAACUUUCUCCACUAUUUUUUUUCUUCUUUUCUUCCUGUCUUAUGUAACAACAAAGCCAAGGAAAAAAGCAAAGUUUUGUAGGGGUAUGGGCACCCUCUUUUGUUGGAGAUCUGUCUACCAACUAGCAAAGCUCUGAUGAAUCUCACUUGUGACUAUUAGAUAUAUAUACAACUUGUGCCAUGAAAAUAAACAAAUGAAAACGCUACAAGCACUUAUUAUUGAAAACUACACUUAUUAUACAAAACACAAAAAGACUUAUGUAACCACACACAAGUUGGCAAGAUGGUAGUGUCAUAAAUAAAUUAAAAUUUAAAACAAACAAGUUACGAGGAGCAUUUUUCAACUUAAUGUGUGAGUUAUCUAUGAAGUAAAAAAUAGCUAAAUUACAUUAACGAAUUGAAAAAACGUUUUAUAUAAUGAUUCAAUGAAAAGAGCAGAACCCUGUAAGUAAAUUAAAUCGAACUUUUGUUUCCUACUUAUUUCCCAACGAUUAUCUAUUAUCGGGAUCGAAAUAACCGCCUCCUGUUAAGUGUGCGCUUUGAUCCGAUCGAGUAACCCAUGGCUUGCCUCUAAGUAACCGCAAUUUGUGGGGAGGUUCCAGCCUUGCACACCAGGGAAUCAGUUUUUGUGGGUUUCUAGAGAAACACUAAAAAAAAAAAAUAAUAAUAAUAACGUUUUUCUUUUGUUGGGUUUGCUUCAAAGCCAACCGAAUCUCACUAUCGCUUCCUCCCACUCCAAACCACCUCCCCCCGCCCACCCAGCUGCAAGCGCCACUCUGUUCCUUUUUUCCCUCGCGCUUUUAUUAUAUAAGCAUUUCGUCGAACACCUUCCAGACAUUACCAAAACACGCAAAAUACAGUACACCACCAUUCACCUCUCUCUCAAUCCUCUGUUCUUCUCUCUCUUCUCAAGUCUCAACAAUCUCAUGGUUGAAAUGGUGAUGGAUCGGGAAAUCGUCUUGGUCGUCGACGACAGCGGCGGAAGCUGUUCCAAGGAAGCGUCGACGACGACGGCGAACAUGAUCGUGAAAGGUAAGCGGACGAAGCGACAGAGGCAGCCGUCUCCCCUGCCUUUCCCCCCGCCACGGCCGGUGCCGAUUUCGGCCACCGCAGCGACGAAUUCGGGGAGCAACUGCAAUUACGUUUCGUCAACGGCGACGUCCUCCGCGCAGAGCUCGGCGGAGAGCACGUGUACGGAGGAGGAGGACAUGGCGAACUGCUUGAUUCUGCUGGCUCAGGGCCGCCGCAGCGCCAGCCCUCCUCCGCCUCCAGCGCCGAUCGAGGGGCCGGCGGCGGCGGAGCAGCAGCGAGGGGUGUUCGUUUAUCAGUGCAAGACGUGCGACAGGUGCUUCAGUUCGUUCCAGGCGCUCGGCGGGCACAGAGCCAGUCACAAGAAGCCGAGGAUCGCCGGCGGGGAUGGUGAAGGCGGGGAAGAAACCAACAAGAACAACAAUAACAAUCAGAAUAGCAGCAAGGGCGUGGUGAUUAAACCCGUGAAUCAGAAAUUGAAGGAAGAAGGCGGAGAGGAAUUGGCCCUUUCGUUGCGGAUUGUGAACACGGCGGCCGUCAACGACAAUCAUAAUCUUCCGACGACGACGGCGGCGGUGAAGCCGAGUAAGGUUCACGAGUGUGCGAUCUGCGGGGCGGGGUUUUCGUCAGGGCAGGCGUUGGGAGGACACAUGAGGAGGCACAGGACGGUAGUUCCGGCACCGCCUGCGGCGGCGGCGCUGACCGCCGUCAGAAACGGAUUGGAAUUGGAUCUCAAUCUGCCGGCGCCGGAAGCAGGGGUGGACGGGAGGGAACCUAUUAAUAAGUUCCGAUUCCCGGCGACAGGACUGCAGCUCGUGUUCUCGGCGGCCAAUCCUCUGGUGGAUUGCCAUUUCUGAAAAUUUGAUUCUUUUCCUUUUACAAUUAUUUUAGUUUGGUGAUGAAUUGAUUCACCAAAUUAAUUAAAAUGACCAUUCAAUGUGUAAAAUUUGUGAUUAUUACAAUUCUCUUAACUUGCAUUGAUUAAUUAGUUUAUUUUUCUUGCUAAUUGUAAUGUAUAAUCACGAUCAUCAUUAUUUCUUUACAAAUUGAAGAAUAGAAAAUUCUUAUUUCUUGAUUAUAGUCUCUUGCACACUAUGUUGAUGAUGAAUUAACAAUUAGGUUGCUAAUAGUUUAACUAUUUUGUUGUGUAAGUGGCUUUGUUUUUAGGUGGCUUCAAACUUAGUUGGUGUAAGCAAGGAAGUUAAGGUUGCUCUACCUUACAAUCCUCCAUGUACUACACUUCUCAUCAAUCAAUAUAACAUUGAAGUUUCUAAUAGAAGAUUAUUUUUGUUGGCGAAGGAAAGGUCAUUUCGACGAAUUUUAUUUUUCUUUAUAUUUUAUAGUAAACACAAAGUAAAUUCAUGGAAGCAGAUAAGCGUCAAAUGGCUUGAUCUGAAUCGAUAUUGUCAUUGACAUUCCAAUAGUACGUCAAUGCUUGAUUUGUCGUGGCCAAUUCUUCAACCAUCCAGCAACAUGUUAACCCAUUAGGAUCCAAUUUGAAUGUAACGUUUUGAUUAGCGCGCGAAUAAGACUUUUAUUUAGAUUAACCAAAAUUUAUACUCACGACUAUAAUAAAGAAUCGUGUUGGUAUGGAGUAAUCAACGAAAAAGCCCACAUUUAACCAAACAAAAUAAUAAUUCAUAGUAUACUUGAAUCAAACUCAUAAAAUAUGUAGAUAAAUGUUAAAAAAUGAUUUAAUCUAGAUCAAUAAAAUCAAAAAAACCCAGACGCCAAUCUAUCUCGAUCAACGUUUCGAUCUAGCUAUUCCUUCAAGGCUUCAACCACAAUGAAUAGCUCUAGCUAGCUAGCUAAAGGUAUCAAAAAAGGGAAAGAACAUCAUCCGGAAACAAUGCCCUCCUCCAUCACUCUUACGUUAAGCCGACCGAGCAGUUUCGGUCUGCAACUUGGCCGAUGAAGUGUGGAACAAGCAAAGUACGUACGUAGUACCGUUAUUGCCGGAAUAGUAACAACCGCCCGGUUUAGAUUACUACGCAGAUCGAUCAGAAUUGUCACCAAGUCGAUCCAACGAUCGAAAUCGUAUGACGAAACGGUCCAAAUCAUGCCAUACCCCAACAGUAAUAAUACUCCAUCUGAUAUCAGCAAAUCAACUGGACAAUCAACAACUUGUUCUAAUCCUAAGAAAUGUAAUGCACAGUUGGGGAAAGAAAGUGACAUAACUACUAGACUACAAUGCAGAAAGUCAAUUAGCUGGCUAGUAAUUGCAUGAUUAAUGUCAUCACGUAGAGAGGAUACAGCGCCACCAUUCAUGGCCAGGAAUGAUUUGACGAUAGGAUUUCCAACACUAUUUUAUUCUGCAUGGCAGAGAAAAAGUGGUGCACCUUUUCCAAGUUAGAACAGGAUCGAGCUGGCGACUCACAAGCAGCAAUUCAUCAGCCAGCCAGCAACAUAAAGGAGCUAGCUAGCUAGAGAUCAUGGGAAUGGGUCACGAUAUAUAUAAUGUUUCUUUUUUCCCACAUGAUGAUUACUUGGAAUUCUCUUUGAUAAAUGUGUAGAUUGAAUGGAUAGCAAAUUCUACUCCGGAUCGGUGUCCGAUCAAAUCGGUGUAAGUGUCCGAUUCAAAUACAUCGAGAUUGAGCCU